CGCGCGGCCCUCCUGCCCCGAGGCCUCGCCCGCCGCCCGCGCCGCGCCGCCAUGAGCUCCGCCACCGGCACGUUCCAGCAGCAGGAGCCGCUCAACUACCGCGCGGGGGCCCGCGUGCAGCCCGUGGACGGGGAUCACGCCGAGGAGGCCUUCGAGCCCGCCACCGGCCGGGUCAUUGCCAGGUUCCCCUUUUCUGGGGAGAAGGAGGUGGCCCUUGCUGUGCAGAGUGCGCAGGCUGCCUUCAAAAUAUGGAGCCAGAAAUCGGGCAUGGAGCGGAGCUCCGUCUUGCUGCAGGCCGCAAGGCUUAUUCAGGAGCGGAGGAGAGAGAUCGCCACCCUGGAGACGAUCAAUAACGGGAAGCCCAUCUCCGAAGCCUUAGUGGACAUCGACAUAUCUUGGCAGACUCUGCAGUACUUUGCGGGCUUGGCCGGCUCGCUGUCAGGCCAGCACGUCCAGCUUCCUGGGGGAUCCUUUGGCUACACCAGGAGGGAGCCUCUCGGGGUCUGCGUUGGAAUAGGCGCUUGGAACUACCCUUUCCAGAUCGCCUGCUGGAAGUCGGCCCCCGCCUUGGCUUGCGGUAAUGCCAUGGUGUACAAGCCUUCUCCCUUCACCCCGCUCUCUGUUCUGAUGCUGGCGGAGAUCUACACCGAGGCCGGGGUGCCCAGGGGGCUUUUCAACGUGGUGCAGGGCGGAGCAGCCACGGGCCAGUUCCUGUGUCAGCACCCCGAUGUGGCCAAGGUCUCUUUCACCGGGAGCGUGCCCACGGGCGUCAAGAUUAUGGAGGCGGCGGCCAGCGGCAUCAAGCCGGUGACCCUGGAGCUGGGCGGCAAGUCCCCCCUCAUCAUCUUCUCCGACUGCGUCUUGGAGAACGCCGUGAAGGGCGCCCUCAUGGCCAACUUCCUCACGCAAGGCGAGGUCUGCUGCAACGGCACCCGCGUGUUUGUCCAGCGGGAGAUCCUGCAAGGCUUCACCAAGGAAGUCGUGAAGCAGACCCAGCGGAUCAGGAUCGGGGACCCCUUGCUGGAAGACACGAGGAUGGGGGCGCUGAUCAACCGGCCCCACCUGGAGAAGGUGCUGAGCUUCGUCAAACAGGCCAAGGAGCAGGGCGCUGAGGUGCUCUGCGGCGGGGAGGCACAUGUGCCCGACGAUCCGAAGCUGAGCAAAGGCUUCUAUAUGUCGCCCUGCGUGCUGGGAAACUGCAAGGACAGCAUGACAUGUGUGAAAGAGGAGAUUUUCGGGCCAGUCAUGUCCAUUCUGCCCUUUGACACGGAAGAGGAGGUCCUGCAGAGAGCCAACCAGACACGCUUCGGCCUGGCGGGAGGGGUCUUCACCAGGGACAUCCAGCGCGCCCACCGAAUAGCGGCAGGUCUGCAGGUCGGCAUGUGUUUCAUCAACAACUACAACAUCAGCCCCGUGGAGCUGCCCUUUGGGGGAUACAAGAUGUCAGGCUUUGGUCGAGAGAAUGGCGAAGCCGCCAUCGAGUAUUACUCCCAGCUGAAGGCUGUCAUUGUGGAGAUGGGCGAUGUGGAGUCGGUGUUCUGAGAGCCCUCGUGGCUCCCCGGAAGCCGCGUGGAAGCGCCCGCUCGGCAUGCCCAUGUUGCCUUUCUCUGCUUGAAUUCCCCCGGCCUCCCCCUUUCUUCUCUCGAAAGACCAGCACAGCUCAUUGGCUGGAGGGGUUCAUGACUGGACACGCCGUGCUAACGGUAUCUCUGCUGCCUUUCCCACUUCUGUACCUUGUUUUCUGAGCAAAUAAAGGAGUGCCGAUUGUA
Molecule: messenger RNA, 1769 nt
Organism: Varanus komodoensis (Komodo dragon)
Lineage: Eukaryota; Metazoa; Chordata; Lepidosauria; Squamata; Varanidae
Gene: ALDH9A1
Product: aldehyde dehydrogenase 9 family member A1
Exons: 11
Coding region: 52-1542 (496 amino acids)
Molecular function (GO): aminobutyraldehyde dehydrogenase (NAD+) activity; 4-trimethylammoniobutyraldehyde dehydrogenase (NAD+) activity
Source: RefSeq, a predicted model, not a curated record